UUCAUGUUAUGUGUUUUUUCGUUUCUAGCACCAGAGAUGCCUUCUACAGAUAUUGCAGCACAAGUUAAAAGCGUUAAAACAACCACAGAUCAAGCAGAGACAAGUACCACAGCAUCGGAGAUGACAACUACACACAAAGCAUCAGAGAUAACCACUACAGACGCACCAGAGAUAACCAUCACAGACGCACCAGAGAUAACUACUGCAGAUGCACCGGACAUGACUACUACAGAUGGUAAGUUUGGCAUCACUAUUACUAUUACUACUGUUCAUUUUUUUUUUUAUCUAAUUCAUGUUUCGUGUUUUUUCGCUUUUAUCACAAAUGAUAAUACUUAA
Molecule: messenger RNA, 336 nt
Organism: Orbicella faveolata
Lineage: Eukaryota; Metazoa; Cnidaria; Anthozoa; Scleractinia; Merulinidae
Source: RefSeq, a predicted model, not a curated record